UUCGCCAUCGUCUUCAUCACGUAUUACUUGCGACAAGUGGUCAGAAAACCGGCCUUUUUCUGUACGGACGGCAAGUUUCGGUGGUUUUUGUUGGCGAAUGUCGACAAAAUUCAGGACAAGUAUUGGCCCCCGAUUUGGGCCAUUCAGACGCACGUACAGACAGCGCUGGCUAACUAUCUCAGGGGUCGCCUCCCGGACCUCCCCUACCGAAGAGAGAAUAUCUUCACGUCGGAUGGAGGGCUCGUAUCACUCGAUUGGUACGAUCCGGUGGUCACCACUGGUCAGCAGCGGCCGACUGCCGAACCGGUGGCCAGCGGGUCGUCCAACCGCUGCCACAACGCCGUCUACGACGACGAGUCGCUGAAGCCGAUCGCCCUCUUCCUGCCGGGCCUGACGGGCGACUCGCAGACCGAGUACAUCAAGAGUAAGGUUCCCGUGGCCCACGAGCUCGGCUACCGGUCGGUGGUGUUCAACAACCGGGGCCGCGGAAACAUGAAACUACUGACCCCUCGCUUCUACUGCGCCGCCAACUACGAGGACCUGAAGCUGGUGCUGGAGUACCUGCGCCACCGGAACCCGGACGCCAAGAUCGUGGCGACCGGCAUCUCGUUGGGCGGCAUAGUGUUGGGCCGGUAUCUCAUCGACUACGGCGACGCCGCCCUCGUGGACGCCGCUCUACUCAUAAGCGUUUGCUGGGACUUCUUGGCGGGCGCCGAAUGUCUCGAGAAGCCGGGCCUCAACCUGAAGCUGAACCACCAUUUGGCGCGAUCCCUGUGCGGCAUCAUCGAGGAGAACCGACACGUGUUCGAGUCGGUGCCCAAAAUCAAUUUGGAUGAAGUGCUCAAAAGCAAGACUCUCAGAGAGUUUGACCACAACUUCACGGUUAAGAUGUGGGGCUUCAAGAGUGUCAAAGACUACUACUCGCAGUCCAGCCAUAAGGGAAAGUUGUGUUGCAUUAAGCGGCCGACCCUUUGCGUGAACGCCGCCGACGAUAUGUUUGCGCCCGUCUGUGCACUACCUGUCGACGAGGUGGAGGAGAGCAGUCACGUGGCAAUGAUAGUGACCUCCCGGGGCGGUCACAUCGGGUUCAUGGAAGGCUUUCUACCGAUUCUGCCAUUUUUUACUGAAACCCUUUUACACCAAUACUUGCGAUCGCUUUAUAAGCUAAAGGACAUCAAAAGAGAUUUAAUUUAUUGA
Messenger RNA from Oppiella nova, 1197 nucleotides. Lineage: Eukaryota; Metazoa; Arthropoda; Arachnida; Sarcoptiformes; Oppiidae. The record is from the annotation of a GenBank genome assembly.